Molecule: messenger RNA, 5319 nt
Organism: Aedes albopictus (Asian tiger mosquito)
Lineage: Eukaryota; Metazoa; Arthropoda; Insecta; Diptera; Culicidae
Exons: 1
Coding region: 1-5319 (1772 amino acids)
Biological process (GO): DNA integration
Molecular function (GO): zinc ion binding; nucleic acid binding
Source: RefSeq, a predicted model, not a curated record
AUGUCAUCGACGGAACGACGCAUCAAGUCGCUGAAGACGAGGCAGAAAAGUCUGCUGACGUCAUUCCAACUCGUUGUGAAAUUCGUGGACGGAUACGAAGAAGAGACGGACUGCUAUGAAGUGCCCGUUAGGUUGGAACAUCUAGUCUCGAUUUGGAAUGAUUUCAAUGCCGUCCAAGGAGAGCUCGAAACACUCGACGACACCAACGUAGAAGCGCAUUUGCAAGAUAGUAUCGCUUUCGAGACCUCUUAUUUCAAGGCCAAGGGGUUCCUUCUAUCCGUCAGUAAACCUACAUCUACGCCAACAACACCGUCGAGUUCUCAAUCGCAACCCUUUUCCACCACGUCCCACGUGCGCCUGCCGGACAUCAAACUGCCUGUGUUUGACGGUACCCUAGAUCGCUGGUUAAACUUCCACGAUCUUUUUAUAUCUUUGGUCCACUCGUCGCACGAGCUUUCAAAUAUUCAGAAGUUUUAUUAUCUUCGCUCUUCGCUCACCGGGGAAGCUCUGAAACUCGUGCAGACGAUCGCAAUCUCGGCCAACAACUACAUGGUCGCCUGGAAUCUCUUGUUGGACCACUAUCAGAAUCCGAUUCGGCUAAAGCAGUCAUACGUUGAUUCCCUCUUCGAAUUUGCACCAAUUAGACGAGAGUCGGCCACCGAGCUUCAUUCAUUAGUGGAAAAGUUUGAAGCAAAUGUGAAGAUACUUAAGCAGCUCGGCGAAAGGACGGAGUGUUGGGACCUUAUUCUCAUUCGAAUGUUAAGCAUUCGACUUGACUCCGUCACACGAAGAGAUUGGGAAGAAUACUGCGCUACUCAGCAGGCUGUAACGUUUCAGGACCUCACUUCGUUUAUUCAACGCCGCGUUACCGUCCUGCAAACUAUCGGCAAGGCAACGGAAGUGUCGUCAUCCAUACCAGCAAAGAAACCGCAAUCAAGGCCACUUUCCAGUCACGCGGUGACUCACAUCAACUCUAGGAAAUGCCUAGUAUGCCCGGACAGUCAUCCGUUGUACCAGUGCAAUAAAUUUUCCAAGAUGAACAUCGAAGAGAAGGAGAAGGAAAUCCGCCGUCAUCAGCUUUGCAGAAAUUGUCUCCGGAAAGGCCACCCGGCCAAGGAGUGUCCGUCAUCUAGUACCUGCCGAAGGUGCAGAGGUCAUCACCACACACAAAUCUGCCCACAGUCCGAAUGCGAUUCAAGCAAAUCCAAGGCUGCAGAGGCAUCUCCCCCAGCGGACACCUCUGUUCAGUCCGCAGCCAGUCCACCGUCAGCAUCGGUCUCAGCAACACUCGAAAUUUCCGGCCACGCCGCUGUAGGAGCAACACCAAAACGAGUUCUUCUUGCGACAGCCAUAAUAAUCGUAGUUGAUGACAGCGGGAGGGAGUUCCCAGCCAGAGCACUACUAGACUCCGGUAGCGAAUGUUCAUUCGUAACAGAAUCGUUUUCGCAACUAAUCAAAGCACGACGCAGAAAAGUACAUCUGCCCAUCUCUGGGAUUGGUCAAUCAAAAGCACAUGUCCGUAGCAUGCUGCUAACUACCAUUCGCUCAAGGAUUAAUGAAUAUACCGCUUCGGUUGAACUUCUCGUUAUGCCGAAGGUGACCAUGGACCUGCCAUCAUCGUCGCUCGACGUCUCGACGUGGAAGAUUCCUUCAGAAAUCCAGUUGGCAGAUCCGGCAUUCUACAAGACUAGUUCCAUCGACAUCGUUUUGGGUGCAGAGCUAUUUUUCGAUCUUUUCAGUAUGAGUGGCCGAAUCGACCUUGGCAUUAACCUUCCGGUCCUCGUAAACUCCGUUUUUGGAUGGAUAGUCACGGGAAGCAGCGUGGCCACUAAUACAUCAACCCCAAUAGCAGCAAACUUGGCCUUAGUCACCGAUCUGCAUCAGCUUAUGGAGAGCUUUUGGUCUAUGGAGGAAGGCGCCACAACGUCCUGUCUCUCGGUGGAGGAAGUAGCAUGUGAGGAACAUUUCCAGAAAACCACUAAGCGCAGCGAAGAUGGACGAUACAUAGUUCGCCUACCGGUGAAAGAAAAUAUUCUCGAUAAUCUAGACAACAACCGUCGAACAGCUACUCGGCGAUUUCGAAUGCUCGAAUCCAGAUUCGCUACAGAUGCAAAUCUACAGGAACAAUAUUCCUUGUUCAUGAACGAAUACCUUUCACUUGGACAUAUGACACGCAUCGUGGACUACCAACAGCCACGUGAAAGGGUUUAUCAUCUCCCCCAUCACGCCGUAAUCCGCGAAGACAGCACGACAACCAAGAUGCGUGUUGUUUUCGAUGCCUCCUGUAGGACUUCGACUGGAUCAUCUCUAAAUGAUGCGUUGAUGGUUGGGCCAACACUGCAACAGGAUCUUCGUUCGAUCCUUAUGCGCUCACGGAUGCAUCGAAUAAUGAUUAUUGCGGAUAUUAAGCAAAUGUUUCGCCAAAUUUUAGUGGACCCCCUCGACACGCCGCUACAGCGAAUCGUUUGGAGGUCAUCGAAUGAUGCUCCGUUGGAUACCUAUGAAUUAAAAACUGUAACAUAUGGCACAGCUAGUGCCCCCUUCUUGGCAACACGGGUCCUAAAGCAACUAGCAGAUGAUGAACGCACAGAAUUUCCGGAAGCAGCCGAAAUACUGAUCAACGAUUUCUACGUCGACGAUUUGAUUUCUGGAGCAAAUUCGACCGAGGAAGCCAGGAUUCGUCGUAAGCAGUUGGAUUCACUAUUGAAUAGGGGAGGUUUCCAAUUGCGCAAAUGGGCAUCAAAUGAACCCGAUGCCAUUGCCGAUGUUUCGCCUGAAAAUCUCGCUAUGCAACCCUCGGUGGAUCUCGAUCGUGAUCAGUGCAUAAAAACACUCGGUUUACACUGGGAGCCACAAACCGAUUGUCUACGAUACAAGGUUCAACUUCCAGGGACACUGAAGGAUGAAACGCUUACGAAACGGACGGCCCUUUCCUACAUCGCACGCCUAUUUGAUCCGCUGGGAUUAGUAGGCCCUGUGGUGACCACAGCAAAACUGUUCAUGCAGUCACUCUGGUUACUUCAGGACAGCGGAAGGCCUUGGGGAUGGGAUAAGGAGCUUCCAUCUUCUCUACAAGAGCGCUGGUUACAGUAUGAGGACCAACUUCCCCUGCUCAACGAACUACGGAUCGAUCGUCUAAUCACUUGCCAAGCACCCGAAACUGUGCAACUACACAUCUUCUCCGACUCAUCAGAAAAAGCAUACGGUGCGUGUGCUUACAUUAGAUCUACAGAUCCAAAUGGCCUCGUAAAAAGUGCGUUACUCACCUCGAAAUCGAAGGUCGCCCCAAUCAAACAACAGAGUAUUCCACGGCUCGAACUGUGUGGGGCUCUCCUUGCUGCGGAGCUCUACCAGAAAAUUAGCGCUUCCAUGCGAUCUCGAAUGGAAACGUUUUUCUGGGUGGACUCCACUACCGUCCUCAGCUGGCUGAAAUGUACUCCAUCAACUUGGACGACGUUUGUGGCGAACAGAGUGUCUAAAAUACAGUUGGCCACCAAAGACUGCACCUGGAAUCAUAUCGCCGGGAAGGAAAAUCCAGCAGACAUCCUUUCGCGUGGCGCAACGCCAGAAGCACUUCUCAACUGCACUCUGUGGUGGACCGGGCCGACUUGGCUACAAUGGACACCUAAUCAGUGGCCAACCGAAUUCAAUGCUGAUCUACAUUCUCCCACGAUUUCUCGAGAAGCCCGUAGGGCACCAGCAGUAGCUUUGAACGUCCAUCACGAUCACGAGCGGUCUUUCAUCGAUGAACUUGUGGCAAGGUUUUCGAAUUACCAGCGCAUGUUGCGCAUAACGGCCUACUGCAACCGCUUUCUUCGAAACUGUCGUAAGAGAUCACGAAAGGUUACCAUCACAGACGAAACAUUCCUUUCUUCAGAAGAAAUCAAGGUAUCGGAGGCCACUCUCAUCGCACUCAUCCAACAACAAGCGUUCUCAGUCGAGUGGAAACAGCUAAGCGAAAAACGACCACUUUCCACAAAGUCAAAGCUGCGUUGGUUCAACCCAUUCAUGUCAGACGAAGGAAUCAUCCGGAUCGGAGGACGACUAACACACGCAUUGCAGCCGUUUGACAGCAAGCAUCAAAUUCUACUACCAGCUCAUCAUCCAUACUCGCACCUCCUGGUCAAACAAGUGCAUGACCGAAAUUUGCAUGCGCAACCACAGCUUCUUCUGACUCUUCUUCGUGAUCGGUACUGGAUAAUAGGGGCCAGGAGUUUGGCCAGGAAGGUUGUCCACACUUGCAUCGCUUGCUUCAGAGCUCAUCCAAAAAGAGUGGAGCAAUUCAUGGCCGACCUACCUUCCACUCGAGUUACUGCAGCCCGGCCGUUUGGAGUAACAGGAGUUGACUACUGGGGACCAUUGCAUCUACGACCCGUGACUAGACGAUCCGCUGCAAGAAAGGCAUACGUAGCAGUAUUUGUAUGCUUUUGUACCAAGGCCGUACACAUAGAAUUAGUUGUGGAUCUAACGACCGCGAAGUUCAUGCAGGCCUUUCGACGAUUCACUUCACGACGUGGACUUUGCUCUCAAAUCUAUAGUGACAACGGACGAAAUUUUGUCGGUGCCUCGAAUGAACUACGAAAAUUGCUAAGCAGCAAUGAAUAUAGGCAAGCGUUCGCCCUAGAGUGCACCAGCAACGACAUUAAAUGGCACUUUAAUCCACCAAAAGCCUCCCAUUUCGGGGGAUUAUGGGAGUCGGCGAUUGCAUCGGCUCAAAAGCAUCUGUUCCGGGUCCUGGGGCCGCACAAAUUAGACUACGAUGACAUGGAGACCCUUCUCACCCAAAUAGAGUGCUGUCUCAAUUCGAGGCCCAUUAUUCCGAUUAGUGACGACCCGACAGAUUUGCAACCGCUUACACCAGGCCACUUUCUGAUUGGAUCACCCUUGAAGGCAGUUCCAGACGAAGAUGUAUCAGCUAUUCCGUUCAACAGGCUUCAACGUUGGCAACAAACGCAAAAAAUCUUUCAGGACGUCUGGAAGCGAUGGAACACAGAGUAUUUAUCGUCACUUCAGCCUCGUACCAAAUGGUGCCAGCCUCCUGUUGCUAUCGAAAGGGGCAGAUUAGUGAUUAUACGCCAAGAAAACUGUCCACCAAUGCACUGGCCUACUGCUCGCAUCAUGGAACUCCACCCUGGACCAGACGGAAUCACCAGAGUCGUGACAGUGCGAACUGCCGAUGGGAUAUACACUCGUCCAGUAUCUAAAAUUUGCCUGCUGCCUGUGCCAACCAAUUCGUCGACGGAGGGAGAGCAUCCAAAAUUUCCAUCUUCGGGCAUCGACACCAUCCAGGAAAACUUGGAGACCGCUGAAACGACGUAA